AUGAAUGCCUUCUCUCUUCUGGCAACAUCAGCCAUACUUGGCUUGUCAGCAGCUGUGUCUGCUCAGAACUCAACCUCAUGUGUGCCAUUGCCUAUUGUGGACCUUGGAUAUGCUCGACAACAAGCCUCGGCAUACAACCACAGGNCGACUGGCGGUUACUAUAAUUUCUCCAACAUCCGUUAUGCCGCUCCUCCAGUUGGCGACCUGCGUUUUGCAGCUCCCCAAGCUCCUGCGGUAAACCGAAGUCAGGUGCAAACAGGAAGCGUCAGUCGUAUCUGCCCUCAGGCCAACCCAGCAUGGGAUGCCAUCACCGCACAGUGGAUACCAGAAUAUCUGCUGGAUAACAAAACUAGUUUCAGCAUGUCAGACUUUAACCUGACCACUUCUAGCAGCAACUCGUCUGCGGCUACCACCAUGACUGAUCCUAGAGAGAGUGAAGACUGCCUCUUCCUCGAUGUCAUGGUUCCUGAAGCUAUCUUCAACUCCAACGAACAACACCCUGUCCUAGUAUGGAUUUACGGCGGUGGAUAUACAGCUGGAUCAAAGGCUGGCAGUGGAAACCCUGCUGGUCUGCUCGAGCGGUCUCAAGUGGACAAUUCUAGCGGUGUCAUCUAUGUUGCCAUGAACUAUAGACUAGGCGCUAUGGGCUGGCUCUCAGGUCCGACUUUCCAGGAGAACGGAACCGCAAAUGCUGGCUUGUGGGAUCAGAGAUUUGCUCUCGAAUGGGUUCAACAGAACAUCCAUCUGUUCGGAGAACAGNGCGAUCCGACGAACGUGACAGUGUUUGGCGAGUCGGCUGGAGGUGGCUCUAUAAUGCAUCAACUCACAGCUUUCGGUGGCCUCAAAGGUCCAGCACCCUUCGCAGGUGCAGUGCCACAGUCACCUGGCUUCUUUCCCGUUGUAUCUCCGGCCACAGAGGAAGGCGUCUUCAAUGACUUCCUUGCUCUGCUGAACGUGUCUACCUUGGCCGAAGCACGCCAAUUGCCUUCUUCAGCAAUUAUUGCUGCAAACGCACAGCAAGUCUACUCAGCUGCCUAUGGUCAGUUCGUUUAUGGGCCUAGUGUAGACGGCGAUUUUGUACCCGCACUGCCAGGUCAGCUGCUCGCCCGUGGCCAAUUCGACAAGAAUGUAUCCCUGAUGACUGGGCACAAUGCAAACGAAGGCCUCCUUUUCACAUCCCCCUUCAUCAACAACAACUCAGCAUUGGAUAACUAUCUAACUACGAGUUUCCCUGCACUCAACUACAUGCCAGAGACACUCAACUACAUUACUCAAGUGCUGUACCCACCAAUCUUCGACGGCAGUCAAGCUCAGAACUACACUAGCCAGAUUGGUCGCGUCGAUGCCAUCAUAUCCGAGGCUGUGUUCACCUGCAACGCUGUCUAUCUCAACAAGGCAUACAACAACCAGACCCACGCAUAUCUGUUCGAUGUGCCUCCUUCACUCCACGGUCAGGAUGUCGCAUACACCUACUACAACGGAAAUGGUAGCACGACUGCCGGAACCGGUGGCACUAGCUUUGGUGUGCAGAGUGUUCCCGUUGCCAUCGCUAUGCAGGAGUACAUCACCGAGUUUGCAAAGACUGGUAACCCAAACAUCAGGGGCGAGCCUUUCUUCCCUAUGUAUGGAAAGAAUGCAACUGUUCUGGCUUUGGGACCAAGGAGCAUCAGUCCGAUGAGAGAUCCUGCUGCCAGUGCGAGAUGCGCCUGGUGGCAGAAGGGGUUGUUCUAUUGA
Aureobasidium musti is the source of this 1734-nucleotide messenger RNA. The record is from the annotation of a GenBank genome assembly. Lineage: Eukaryota; Fungi; Ascomycota; Dothideomycetes; Dothideales; Saccotheciaceae.